This is a messenger RNA of Topomyia yanbarensis, 5035 nucleotides long. Its product is annotated as beta-1,4-glucuronyltransferase 1. The transcript is spliced from 10 exons. The coding region runs from base 863 to 2671 and encodes 602 amino acids. Lineage: Eukaryota; Metazoa; Arthropoda; Insecta; Diptera; Culicidae. The record is from RefSeq and is a predicted model, not a curated record.
AUUUAGUUUCAUGUCAGUGGCGAUACUGCAUUUACAUAAGUUCUAGUUCGACGAGGUGUUAUCCGAAAGGAAAACAAGUGUACUUCAAAAUACAAGUAAUUUUUAUCAUUGAUAGUGGAUAGUACAGUGUUUACAGUAAGAACACAAUUGCUCGAAAUCGGAAUGGUCACAGUUCUCAGGCAGAUCUUUGUAACUUCAACGCCGAUGAUCUGGUAGCUUCAUCACAUGCAUCAUAAUCAUCAUCAUCAUCAUCAUUAGCAUCGGGGAUGCUGUUUGACUGCAUGACGUUUACCCGCUAACGGCACACAUCGUGAGGCGCAUUGUAUGUGUGUGUGUGUUCGGGUGGUUGUGAUUGAAAGUGAAGAGAUCGAGCGGUUCACGGGGGUGGUAGAUGCCAACAUCUCCGGGAACCGGCCUGAAUCGAUGCGCCCUUGAAGGGCCCAGCGCCAGCGCAGUAGGCUAGGCUAGUCGGAGACGAGAUCGUCUGCUGGUGAUUUCAUCACCAUCCCGUCGGAUCGGAUCGAAGCAAGUGACCGCGACUACGAUUCUCUCUAUGCCUAGCAGCAGCAAGGGAUCAUCGCCACCGCAGCCAACCAGCCGAAGAAGCAAACGAAGACGAACGCCGCACGAUGACGUGAAUGAACUUGACUGCGAAGCGACGAAACUGAUUGGACCAUUUUUACACAAUCAACAAAAAAACCAAUAAUCACCUACAGCAAACGUUCUUCUAUCCUUCUUCUGCCACGGACGAAUCCCGCGAUACGCAAACACAUCGACCCCCGGACGAUUGCUUCCGACUGAUUCCGACAGAGAGAACACUACUAGCGCACACAACACUCCUUCUACCUUUGUAUACCUCUUGAUGAAACAGCUCAAGGACCAGAAGUUCAAACUCUUCAGAAUGCUGACCCGAAGGAAUUGGCUGCUGCGGUGCAGCAUCCUGAUCAACGUGGCCGUGCUGCUGUACCUCUGCAGCCAUGUGCUGAUCGGUGGUGGCAAUUUUGCCCUCGGACCGGCCUACAUCAUCUCCGAUGAGUCGAUGAUGAAGUCGCCGACACAGUACCGAACACACAUUCCGACCCAUCUGGCCCAGCAGCUGAGGCAGGAGGAACGGGAAGCACUGAUGCUGCAGCAGCUGACGCAGUCCCAACAGCAGCAACAGCAGCAGCAGCUACAACAACAGCAGACAGGACACAGUAGUGUAGUAGUGAAGAUUCAGGAGAAUGGGAUCAGCGUCCAAGAGGUGCCCCAACAGCAGCAGCAGCAGCAGCAGCAACAACAACAGAACCAGCAGGACCAGCUGCUGUUGGAAGCUGGGCGCGAUGUAGAUAACACUAAUAAUAACGUAAACUUAGAUGAUAGACGAUUCGAUGUGCCAACCGAAACAAGUAACAGCAACAACAACAACAACAACAACGGCCCUAGCGGGUCGAACAAGGCCGCCGAAGUUCUGUACCAGGACGGAGUGGUUGCCAAUGGCGCCGGAGCUGGUCUCCUCAAUGCUAGUGAUAUCUUCUCGACCACGGCGUCGAUCGAUCUCGAUAUGAAGCUACGGUCGUUGCUAAACUGUCACGAUCGUGACUACGAGCCGUACAUCGGCCAGCGGGGUGACUUCUGGGUGCUGAAGAACUACAUCCGCGCCGAGCACGGCGGGCUGCGUUGCCAUGAAACCAUCACCUACACCACACAUGCCGACUACACGUUCCUCGAUAAUCUGAUACCACUGCUGGAAAGGUGGAAUGCCCCGGUCAGUUUAGCGAUGCAUGCGCCAGGCACAGACUUUGCGCCCACCCUGAACGCGGUCAAGUAUCUGAGAGACUGCCUACCAGAAAGUCAUUUAGUCCGUCAGUUUGUCACGUUUCAUAUUUAUUUUAGCAGUAAACAUAUUCCAAAAAACGUUCCUAAGUACGAGAAAGUAUUAGAACCACCCAGCAACUGCACACAGCCGGCACCGUACUUCAACGUGUCGAGCUCGCAGCUGUACAAGUCGCAGAAGAAGCUGCUGUAUCCGGUCAAUGUGGGGCGGAAUAUUGCCCGAGAUGCGGCGAUGACCCACUUCAUCCUAGCUAGUGAUAUCGAAUUGUACCCGAAUCCGGGUCUAGUACAUAAGUUCUUAGAGAUGAUAGUUAGAAACGAGCCGGUGCUGCAGCGUAAGAAUCCCAGGGUAUUUCCACUGUCGAUAUUCGAGGUGGACAGCAGUUCGCCAGUCCCGAGGGACAAAACCGAACUGCAGGAGCUUCUGCGUAACGGCAAAGCGAUUCCAUUCCACAAACGAGUCUGCUCCAGCUGUCACGGGGUGCCCAAAUCGAAGGAGUGGAUCGCUGCCAAUGAAACCGAUGAUUUGGGCGUGUUCCACAUAGGAAAACGGGUGGGCUACUUUGUCCACUGGGAGCCGAUCUACAUCGGUACUCACGCCGAUCCCCACUACGACGAGCGGUUGAGUUGGGAAGGCAAAAGUGAUAAAAUGACGCAGGGCUACGCCCUCUGCGUACUGGACUACGAUUUCCACAUCCUGGACAAUGGGUUCCUGGUGCACAAACCGGGCAUCAAGGUGCUCAAGAAGGACCCGAAACGGGCGAUGCUGGCAGCCAAAACGAACCAGCUGAUCAAGAAGAUCAUCUAUCCGGAGCUGCAGGUCAUGUACGGAACCCGGAAAGGCUGUGCUGUAUAGUUGAAGGGGAAACCCACGACCCAAUAGUAUAAGGACGCUAACGGUAAGCCUGGUGGUGGUGGCGGUGAUGUUACGAGCAAUACGAGCGGCCGCACAAGCAUCGGUAGAAGUAGCAGCAGCAGCAGCAGCAGCAACAGCAGGGAGCUCGUUUUUAGUAACUUUGGUGGUGGUGGUAUCGAUCCGGAUGGGUUGUCCGGGCCUUUGUCCCUGUCCUCGUCCUCACUGGCUACGGCCGGCGCCGGGUUCCUGUUGGCCUUCCGGGAGCGACCGCACGUCAGCAGCCGCAGAAAGAAGGGCAAACGGAAGGGGUACGUGCGACGAAGGUAAGAAUGAUAAUUUCUACACGUGUAAGAGAAUGGGAGUGAGUGGAUGAUCACGAGAAGCACUUGUGAAGUGUGUAUUGAAUGCAAUAAUAGUCGUUUUAAGAACACAAUCAGGAGCGAACGGAGGAAUAAGGCGCGGUUGUAGGUUUGUAAGCAGAAAAGUGAUAUAAUGUAUUGACGUAACAUACUCUUAGGGUUAGGCAAAGAAGUUUAAAAAGGGCUUUUCUCUAUCGUGUUGACAAAAAUACCGUCUUGGUGUGGACAAAAUUUGUGUUUCGAGUUGGUACACACACACAUUUCAAUUUGGAUCCAAAGCAAAGAUAUGUCGUUUAAUUGUUAUAAUCCACGGAAAAGCAGGUGGAAUAACCAAGAACAAGAUGGUGUUGGAUAUUUUUUAACCACUUUUACACUGAGGAAAAAAUAAUUCAUUUAGAGAAUAAAGACACUAAUCGAAACGCAACAUGAAAAUAAGUAAACACGAACACAAAACAGCUACUGACUAAUAAACGAAGUAAUAUGAAAACUAGUGUUACCACUUGGUGAUCCUUGUACGGUUAUGGACUGUAGCAUUACUUCACUACCUACGGUUCAGACAGUGGAUGUGGCCAGCAGCAGUCACCAACAUCCAAAGUUGCAGAUUAUCCUAGUUCAACUGCGAUGAAACUGCCUUCCUUGUUUCGGCACUAAAUAGUGUUUCGUGGUUUACUGCACUGGUAGUUGAAAUGCAAACGUUUUUAAGCCUAAAUUGACGAAGAUUAUAGUUUUUAGUUUGGUCAUGCUCUCCAAAUUAAUUCAUAAAAAUAUUCGAUCAUUUUCAAAACAGCUACUGAAGUAUCCGUCGAACCAAAGUUUGAACCACGAAAUACUGAUUAUUAUAAUUUUGUUCCGUCUUAUUGAUCACACGAAAGAAUCUCUUCCAAACACAAAAAUUUCCAACCACAUCUUUAAUUUUUCUCUAAGAUGAGUGCCUUAUUGUAUUGAACACAACAAAAAAAACGAUAUGAAAUAAACACAAAACAUGUGUUUAAAACUACAAAAAAGAGAAAAAACAUUUUCGUACUAGAAUUUAGAAACCACCCAACACAUUUGUCUAAUCACUUUAAAUGUCAUUGAGUCAUCAUUCACGAAUCGAACCGAAACCUAAAUCACGUCGCAACCUUCGCUCGGAUAUCCUAUCGGCGGCCUCAACGGAAAUGAGAGUCUACUUCUACGUUUAUCAGUUUAUUUGUAAAUAGUAGCCAACAGCAUCCUCACAGCUCUAGAAGGGUUAAAUUAAGAUUAGUCUUAUUAUUUGCCUAUAGGUGGUGUACAAUUAAGUUUCGAACAAGUAGAACAUGUGCUCAUUUUAAAUCAUAGUUUUGUACCAUAUUGCUAGGCGAAUAUUUUCAACCCCCUCAAUGUUCGUACGAACCAUCAUCAAUAUUAUUUCUUUGUGUAAGUGUGCUCACAAGAGUCAGUAGAAAAUAGAAGGUUCGUUAUAAGCAUCUAAAAAGUUGAGGUUUAUUUUUAGAAUUUAGUUAGUUGGAUUUAUGUUUCACUUUUACAUAGAGUUUCAAUCGCUGGCAACACUGUAUAGUUACUAUUGUAGAUCGUAACGUUGUAGCGGAAAGUACUGCAAAGUUAAUCCGUAGACGAAAUAGAUGCAACUACAGGAGAGGAUACAAGUAAUAGUAUUGUUUUAACGAGACAAAAAUACAAAACAUUUCACAUCCUACAGAGAGUAAUCGAAUAUGUUAGCUACAAAAAUCAAUAACUUAUUUAUUGCUUUUAUCGAACGAUGAACGACCAGAGCAUUUCCGCCAUCUCUUUCCCAACACAAACACACAUCCAAGCGAACUAUCAUUAGAAGACAUCACAGUCACAUUGAAACACUGAAUCGUCAUCGACACUGAAAACAAAAAGUAUGGAUAAAAAUAUCUGUGAGCAAAGUGAGAAAAUUGAAAAAAAACUCUACUAUUAGAACAACUACAACACAAGCGCCCAACUCUUUUUAGUGAGCGACUACCAACCAACCCUGGAAAAAUAAAUGUAUUUAAACUAA